Molecule: messenger RNA, 1998 nt
Organism: Paralichthys olivaceus (Japanese flounder)
Lineage: Eukaryota; Metazoa; Chordata; Actinopteri; Pleuronectiformes; Paralichthyidae
Source: RefSeq, a predicted model, not a curated record
AUGGAGGCCACCAUGUGUGAAGAGUGGCUGCUGAAUCUGAGGUGUUGUUUGGGAUCAAUGUGUGGGAUGGAGUGGUACGGCUACGCUGCUCUCGGCAUCAUGAUGGCCUUUCUCAGCUUUCUCAUGGAUCUGAGUGUAACAAAACUGCUGACAGCUCACCAAUGGCUUUAUAUGAAGCUAGAGGGCAACAGUCUGCUGCAGUUCUGCUGUUGGACUCUUUACCCAGCAUGCCUCUCUGCUGUCGCAUCAUCAUUCUCCCACAACAUCUGUCCCUUCUCCACAGGCUCGGGGAUACCAGAGAUACGAACCAUGCUGGCCGGCAUUGAAAUGCCUCAUUACUUAUCUCUCACUAAUAUGUUUGCCAAGUUCCUGGGCCUUAUCUGUACACUGGCAGCAGGCAGCACGGUUUUCCUGGGCAAAGUGGGUCCGCUUGUGCAUCUUUCCACCAUGGUGGGAGCCUACCUCAGCAAACUCUGCACUCUCAUACAAGACAAUAAGAAGGACAAACCAGCUGGAGAAAUGUUGGUUGUUGCUGCUGCGGUCGGAGUAGCCAGCUGCUUUGGAGCUCCCAUCAGUGGUGUGUUGUUCAGCGUGGAGGUGAUGAGUUCUCACUUUGCCCUGAGGCAUUACGUCCCGUGUUUCUUCUCAGCUGCCUGCGGGGCGUUGACCUCUCGUCUCUUCACGGUGUGGAAUGGAGAUGGAGAGACUCUUCAGGCGCUGUUUAAAACUAAUUUCCCCACUGCUUUACCUUUCUACCCACUGGAGAUUCUACUGUUUGCUUUGUUAGGGCUGCUGUGUGGAGCUGUGAGCUGCUGCUAUCUCUUCUGCCAUCGGUGGAUCCUGCAAUUUACCAAAACAAACACGUUCUUCGUCAAGAUGCUGACGACAGAGUGAGAGCUCAAUUUGAAAAAUUUUAAUUACAGUGCCAUGUUGAUCUUUACUUUCACAACAGCAUUUCUUGGAUUUCAGAGAGUAAUGUAAAUGACAUAUUUUUCCCAGUAUACCAUGAAGCAGCUCCUCACCUCCUUACUGGAGAGCAGGCAGUGGGGCUCUCAGCACCAUAAUGCCUCUGCGCAGCUGCAGCCUGAGCCUUUGUCGGAGUGGAGCUCAUCAGGGAGUCCUGUCUACCUGUCUUUGGCUUUCUUUCUGAUCAUGAAGAUGUGGAUGUUGGUCCUCGCCUGCACUCUGCCCGUUCCAGCUGGAUACUUUAUGCCAGUCUUUGUCUAUGGGGCAGCUUUGGGCCGUUUGCUUGGAGAAGGAGUAGCGUAUGUGCUUUCAAUUGGACUGACUUCAGACCAGCAGCAGGUUUCCAUAAAUCCUGGAGGCUAUGCACUGGCUGGUGCAGCAGCUCUAUCUGGGGCUGUGACACACACCUUGUCCCCAGCUCUCCUGGCGAUCGAGCUAACUGGCCAGUGUAGCCAUGCGGUGCCUGUUCUCCUCGCCACUCUCCUGGCCAAUGCCCUGGCUCGCUCAGGACACCGCCCAUCUUUCUACGACGCCCUCUCUAUCAGCAAGAAACUCCCACACCUGCCCUCUCUGAAGAAAGCAUGCCCACGGCUUCCCUCCACAACAGUUGGACAGUUUCUGGGAAUGAAAUCGGUGCAGCUUCAGAAAGCGUCUGGUUCAGCAGAGAUUCAACAUGCUGUCAAAACCAGCAGUGAAACGCAAAUCCCUGUGGUGGAGUCACACGAGUCACAGAUUUUACUGGGGUUCGUGCUUCGAUCAGAGCUGCUGAUUUUCCUGCAUCGCCCCAAGACUGAGACUCUGGAGAAACAUCUGGAUGAGGUCUGUAGUAUUCAUCCAACCUCUGUCCUGUUAUCACCUCACAACACUGUUCAGGAGGCCCACAGAAUACUGAGUGUCAUUGGAGACCAGACCUUGUUUGUCACAGAGAGAGGACGGUUGGUCGGGUUUCUCACAUGGACACAGAUGAAGAAGAUAUUGGAGGACUUGGCCAAAGAAAUCUAAGCUUUGACACAUAGGAACUAAGUGAAACCC